Messenger RNA from Arachis duranensis, 1278 nucleotides. RefSeq names its product glyoxylate/hydroxypyruvate reductase HPR3. The transcript has 3 exons. Bases 101 to 1072 code for a protein of 323 amino acids. NCBI's taxonomy places the organism in Eukaryota, Viridiplantae, Streptophyta, Magnoliopsida, Fabales, Fabaceae. The record is from RefSeq and is a predicted model, not a curated record. Gene Ontology annotation, molecular function: hydroxypyruvate reductase [NAD(P)H] activity; NAD binding; glyoxylate reductase (NADPH) activity. Gene Ontology annotation, cellular component: cytosol.
CGACUCUGCAUUCUCCAAAGAAAACACAACAGAACAUUUAACUGGAACCUGGAAGCAGACUAUGAGUUACUAAGCAGAUAAGUGGGAAGUGAGUGGAACAAUGACUUCAGAGCUUCCACCACUCUUGGUUUUGGGCCCUCCAGCGUUGUAUAGCCUCUUCCAAUCUCAAAACUCUAACAAAUACCGUUUCCUUGAUGCCUUCUCCUCUAAUCUCCCACUCCUCCAAUUCCUUCAAACCCAACAAAUCCACCCUUCCUCCGUUCGCGCCAUCCUCUGCAACCCUCUACAGCCGGUCACUGCUGACGUCAUCCGCUCACUCCCCUCCCUCGGCAUUGUUGUUACGGUCAGCGUCGGAUCUGACCACAUUGACAUCCUCAAGUGCCUUCGCCGCUGCAUCCACGUUGUCACUCUCGGGACACAGUUCACCGCCGACGUUGCUGACAUAGCCGUCGCGUUGCUCAUCGACGUCCACUUCAAGAUCUCUGCCGGCGACCGCUUCGCUAGAAACUGGGGUCCAUGUAAGCCCUUGGCUUCUCCUUCUGGAUCAAAGCUAGGAGGCAAGAGAGUUGGGAUUAUUGGAUUGGGAAGAAUUGGUGGGGAAGUUGCCAAAAGGCUAGAGGCCUUUGAUUGCAUAAUCAUGUACCAUUCAAGGAACAAGAAUCCAUCAGUCUCGUACACUUUCUACUCCAAUGUGGUUGAUCUUGCCUCUAACAGUGAUGUUCUUAUACUUUGUUGUCCAUUAACUGAGCAGACAAAGUACAUAGUCAACAAGGAAGUAAUGUUAGCAUUGGGGAAGGAUGGCAUUAUUGUGAAUGUUGGAAGAGGAGCUCUAAUUGAUGAAAAGGUAUUGGUACAAUGUUUGAUGAAAGGGGAAAUAAGAGGUGCUGGUUUGGAUGUGUUUGAGAAUGAGCCUAAUGUUCCCGAGGAACUUUUUGCAUUGGACAAUGUUGUCCUUUCACCACAUGCUGCUGCUUACACAUUAGAUUGUUUCAUGGAUGCAUGUGAACAUGUAGCAAAGAGUUUAGAUGCCUUCUUCUCAAGUAAAUCCCUUAUUAUUUCUCCAAUAACAUGAAGAAUUCAGGACCACGUUUGCUUUUGUGGUUUUGUAAUUGAAAUAAGGCCUUUCUUGGUUCAAUGAUGUCAACUGGUCAACCCUAUUUGACCAUGGUGAUUGAUCAUUUCCACUUAUGUACCCACCUUAGAAUAGAAAGGAUAUAAUUCGCUCUUGCUUAUGUAGUUUCAUAAUUGGAUACUUGCUUAAUAAUGCCAUAUAGUCGG